CUCGCUCUCUCUCUAACACAGACACAUGCAAAUACACAGAAACAUAGCCCACUCUCUCCAGUAGAUUUUAAACAGACCUCAGAGAAAGAGAAGAUAAACAUACAGGCAGGAAGGACUAACCAGGGACGGAGAGAGGGAGAAAGAGAGAAGGAGAGAGAGAGAGAGAGAGAGAGAGAGAGAGAGAGAGAGAGAGUGAGCAUCCAGCACCAACACUUUCUGCUUCUAUUGAAAGGAGAGAAACUACAGACCACAACUAUCACCUUCUAAUAGUGAUCAGAAGUCCUUAAUAUUAUUCUUUCUAAUGUUGAUCUUCUCUCUUUUCUGGACAACAAAGCAGGAGGGACCUUGAUUUUUUUAAUUGGAUAUUUCACAAGAUCUGCUGUUCCCCACUCCUGUUUUCACUAUUAAAAAAUCCUUGAAUUUUUGACUUUGGGGCAAAGUGUUCGGGGUGUGAUUUCGAGUCAACUCCAAGAUGGUGAACCGUGCUGGGAUGCCCGCUGUGAAAUGACCACUGUGCUGCUGGCAUCGGUGACACUUCCAGGACACUUCUGAAGAUCCGCUCAUUCCCGUCACCUCAGGAACCCAACGUAAAGCCCCAGAGGUGUCCUCUGCCCAGCCUCAAGCGCAUCCCUUCUUGGAAAUGACUCUCCUCCUAUUUAGAGGAUUCUCUGAUGUGCCUUGAUCAGCCCGAGCCCUACACCCUGGCCCCUCGCUUGGCUUCCUCUGCAGAAGGAUGGAUUUGGCGCUCUCUCACAGGAUGGAUCCCGAUGGCCUGGACCUGCAGCAGGUGCAGGUUCUCUCCAUUGACCAAAUCCGGGCCAUUAGGGCCAGUAACGAUUACGUGGAACGACCACCGGUCCUGGAGCUUGGCCCUCCGUCAGGCCUCAUCCUCCUAGACCAUGAUGACGAGCGUCCUGGCCCACUGCCACGCAGCCAGAGUCAACACCAGCACAGCCACCUCGCGCACCUGAGCCGUUCCAGCACCGUGAGCUCCGUGUCCCGUGGCAGCGCAGCGUCCGACCAGAGGCUGCUGCCCAGUCGGGCGUCCUCCAGCUCUGCCCUGGCGCCAGCCAUUCGUGUCCAGCCCAAGGGUGAGCUGAAGCCCGGGGAGGGCUUGGGGAAGACACUGACCGAGGGUGAGGAGAUGGCCCGACACCUCUUCAUCUGUGAGCGCUGUGGCAGGUGCAAGUGCCAGGAGUGCGGCACACCUCGCAGCCUGCCCUCUUGCUGGGCAUGUGGCCAACGUUGCCUUUGCUCGCCAGAGGCCGCCGUUGAGCACGGUACGUGCCUCUGCUGUGUCAAGGGCCUAUUCUACCACUGUUCUGCUGAUGACGAGGACAACUGUGCCGACCGGCCCUGCUCUUGUGGCCCUGCCCAUGCCUGCGCCCGCUGGAGCACCAUGGCGCUCGUGUCACUCUGCCUGCCCUGCCUCUGCUGCUACCCACCCGCCAGGCUGUGCCUAGCUCUGUGCCAACGGGGCUACGACCGCGCUACACGUCCCGGCUGUCGCUGCAGCAACACCAACACCGUGUGCCGCAAGAUCUCCUCCUCCAAUCCAGCGCCGUUCCCAAAGUCUCUGGAGAAGCCAGUAUGACAAGGAGAAUCUUCACCGAGCCUCCUGCACCCAAACGCCACUUCCACGUGAGGAGGGACCAAAGCACCUCAAUGAGACUGAUGAAGCAGUCCUGCAACCUACACCACCAUGACCCAACAAAGUAUACCUACACCAUACUCACAAUGUAAUACUGCAUUGCUAUGUCUUCAUUUGAAUUUACUUAUUUAUUCAACGUCCUCUCAGCAAGACAAGUAUGUUACUUCCAUAGCAAGUCAACCCAGAGGACGAAAUUCUAAACAUUCAUCAAGGUACUACCAGGCAUGUGUGGCAAAAGCUUUGGUUAACGGUGUUCGUCAACAGAAUGUUCACUGGUAGCAGCCUUUCCAUGAACUCUCAAACUGCAAAGGGGAAAAAAGCAAACAAAAAAACAUAAAAUAAGGUGCGACAGGGUGCCGGUUUUAUCUAAACGGAUACAGAAGCCAUUUCUGAAAGUGGAAGUGAUCAUGCAAGAUGGAAGCUGCUUUCGCCAUUUCAGAAGAAGGAGAAGGACCGUAAAUGAAAGAAUGGCACUGUGAGAGAAACUCCCACUGCUGAGAUUCUAUGGCAGGAUGUUCGGAUGCGUAGGUUCUUCAAAUGACAGAUGAAGGUGUGUGCAUCCUGCGUGUGGUGCCAUUCUGGGAUGUGCAAAGGCGUUGGGAAGGGCUGCAAGUCCCAAAAGAGCAGCCAACCCCAUAGAAAGACUGGAAGACUGGUCGUACCCCUCUGCUGCGCCUUACCUUGUCACGGCUACAAAACUCUGGAAGUGGGUUGGGCAUAAGGGACCAAAAAAACUGAACUGUUGCACAUUCCCUUUCAGAAAGGACAGCCGUGUGGGGCCUCAUGAAGCAUGCCAGAAACUAAUCUGCCCGAGGAGAUGCGGAAGAGAAUCGCCAGGGACGACUGACACCUGGGCUCGUGCAUGCAAUUUUUUGAAAAUGAAAAGCAGAUCACAGGUUGGGGUUGAAUUGAGGGCAAAGGGCAGUGGCGAGGCUGACUGUGACGUGCACCACUGCAAGCUGAAACAAGAGACAAGUUUUGCAUUGACUAGGAUUCUGCGCGACUGAGAUGUGAGGAAGAGGACAAGAUUUGGUCCUUAAAUGCACUGAUGUCUAUCUGGGAUGUGAAAAUUUACACACAGUUUCAACUGUGCAUAGUCAUUUAUAUGCAUAUUCGUCUUAUUUGUUCAAAUUACUUUUGGUAUAUUUUUCUAUGUAAACAUGAAUAUUAUUCUAUUGUUAUUUUUACCCGACUUUUAAUACUCCACUAAUUGUUGAAUUUUGCCCUGAGUCAGAAGCCUGAUCAGUGCUUUCACAGUAAACCACUUUGUAUUGUGGGGGAGAAGUCCGUUUAAUGGAGGUGCACCGGCACGUGCUCUGUGCCACUGACGGUGACCUACUGACCGUCGCCGUAACGUUAUCGCAAUUAUCAGUCGGACGCGACGCUUUCAGACAUACGUGCAUGCUGUCGAUAUACGUCAGUGCGCAGGAUUCCACCGGGGGGAGGCCAGUCUGGAUUGUGCACCUCUAAGGAAUCUGUGUAGAACAUGGCAACCCCUCUUCCUUCUGCUCCACCUCCUUGCAAAAACACCUCUCCUCCAUAAUGCAAGACCUAAUACACCCUCCUUCAUGCAAUCCUGUUCUUGGCUGGGCUCAGUGAACGAAGGUGCUCAGUGUGUUGGUACAUGCAAAUUCUCUCCUCUUUAAAGCCAUCCUGGUGCUGUAUGCAGACUGUAGGCUCACCACUAUCAGUUCCCUUGUUGUAUUCCUAAGUAUUGCUUUGGUACAACUGGCAUCCUGUAUGUUGUAAAAGAAUUUAAGGAGUAUAUGAAAUAUAUAAAUAUAUAAAUAAGAUUAUAUAUAAAUAAAUAUAUGAAUAUAAAUUUUACAUUUAUUUUUUCCGUUGCCAAUGUUGUUGACAGGUCACAGAUAUUUAUUUAAACUAUGAGAGAGAGGUAUUUAUUUAAUGGUGAAGAUAUGGCCCUUGUGACGAUGACUUUUAGCUUUCUUUUCCUUGGAGCGACUGGACACCGUGGCCCUUUUCGGUUGCAGGUGGCUAAUAAAGAGUGUUUUUAAGUGG
This is a messenger RNA of Scleropages formosus (Asian bonytongue), 3670 nucleotides long. Its product is annotated as protein sprouty homolog 3. Gene Ontology annotation, biological process: negative regulation of Ras protein signal transduction; animal organ development; multicellular organism development. NCBI's taxonomy places the organism in Eukaryota, Metazoa, Chordata, Actinopteri, Osteoglossiformes, Osteoglossidae. Gene Ontology annotation, cellular component: membrane; cytosol. The record is from RefSeq and is a predicted model, not a curated record. The transcript has 2 exons. Bases 734 to 1594 code for a protein of 286 amino acids.